This is a messenger RNA of Oikopleura dioica, 711 nucleotides long. The record is from the annotation of a GenBank genome assembly. Lineage: Eukaryota; Metazoa; Chordata; Appendicularia; Copelata; Oikopleuridae.
AUGAAGAAGCAGCUGGAAUUUGUAGAAGUUCGACAAUACAUUCCCCCAGUAAAGUCUCGCGACUCUCACAAACUCGCGGAAAUUGUUGCCUUUUCGAUCGAGCACAGGUGCACGUUGGCGAAUGGAAUGCUUGACACCUGGCAGUACUUCAAAAUCACAGAUAAGCCUUGUGAUCAAGUUGUGAAUCUUUGGCUGAAGAACAAGAUAAAGACUGCUGUUGCUUUGUAUGGAGCUCGACUUGGGCCUUUUCGAGGAGCGUGUCCGACUCGAUCAUGGGUUAUCAAAAAGGCCUUCCAAUUGAUGCUUGAGAUUCCGAAAGAAACGAUCGACGCGUCUUGGAGAAAAGUGAAUCUUGAGCAUCCAAUGAUCCAUGAAGACUUUAUCUUUGAAGUCGAUGAUGAAGAAGAAGAAAUCGAAGUUGGUGCUCAAAAUGGACAAGUUGGGGAUGGUGCUCAGAUGGAGGAAGAAGCCGAAGUUGGUGCUCAAAAUGGAGAAGUUGGGUAUGGUGCUCAGAUGGAGGAGGUAGCGGAUGAAGGAUAUCAAAAUGGACAAGGCGGAGAAGUUGGUCAGAUGAUAGACGAAAUGGUAGCUGAGAUUGAUUGGGAAAUGGUUGGAGCAGAGAAUGAAGCUUACGGUGGUGCUCAAAUUGAAGAAAUCGAUGAUGAAAUGGAAGAAAAUGGAGGAGAAAUGGAUAUUGGUAGGGGGUCGUAG